AUGGACGGUUUACCAGAAACGAAAAAGGGGACCUGUCGAAAGUCCUAUUACGGCAUACUCAUUUCAUUGAGCGUGAUAAUGGUGGGUCUUCUUUUGGCGUGGGGACCAAUUCCGCCUCCUUAUUACCUUAAAAUAGCGAACUAUGUCUUGAAGGAUGUUAUGAGUGAUGAGGAAAGGUUUCUUGAAAAUGAGCUUCAACUUGCUCUCAAGGAAUGGAGAAUGUAUCAGAUUGAAAGCCGCUUUGGCCAAGAAUGGUGCAAAGAAAAUUUUACAUCGAGAAAAAACAAUGUAACAUGGCUUACAAUUGUCGUCAACGACGAAUUUGCUAUUCCUGCACUGGUGCUUGGUCUCUCUAUCCAAACAUUUUCCUGCCAGAGGAAUAUGGUAGCCUUGAUUUCGGACACGUUGUCCACGGAGACACAUAGGGCUCUUCAGAAAAUUGGCUGGGACACCCGCAUAGUCGAGGCAAUGGACUGUGAUUGGCUUGAGACCAAAUAUAACGCGAUUGACUAUCGUGCAUUUACUGGAGGGGCAGGAAUUAAGGGUACACAUACUCGAUUCCACGCUUGGAACUACACCGAGUUUUCCAAAAUCAUUUAUGUCGAUGCUGAUUACAUGUUGAUGACGAAUAUCGAUCAAUUGUUUGAUAUUCCAGGUGACUUUGCUGCUGCACCUUGCUCCAGACCGGGUGUAGUGGAUCCAUGUUUCAAUGCAGGUCUCAUGGUGUUCAGACCAGACGUGCAACAGUACCAAGAUAUCCUGAGUUUGUGGUGGAAAAUGACUAGACAAGGAACUUGUCCAAAUGAUCAGGUUCUGCUAUGGUAUUAUUACGUCGCCGAGGGCAAUUGGAAAAGGCUUCCUUACGCAUUCAACAUCAGACGCAACAUUUACAGGCCCCUAAAUUCAUUCCAUUUUGCCUGCUGUAGUCCGCCUAAGCCAUGGUCGGCAAAGUGCAGACCAAGUAGGAAAGAGGCUGAAGAUUACGACAGACCAAUAUUUGUUACCAAUGACAUGAUAUUAGUUUUUUGGAAGAAGUUUUACGAAUUGCUAAGGAGGUACGAUUUAGAGAACUGGUGGAGAUCCACGAAAUGGUUUCGGCCAGAUCAGGAGUUUCAUGCUGAGCCAUUUGCUGCCUGUAACAAGGUUGGCAGCCAGGGAACCAAUUUCACUUUGUGGACUGAGCUCCCUUCAUUUGGAUAUUUAACAAGUUUCAAUUUCACUAAAAUCAAUCUUCCUUUCCCAAAUUAUUGGGACUCAAUAUUUUCUAGAAAUCAGACAUCUGGCAAAUAA
This is a messenger RNA of Pocillopora damicornis (cauliflower coral), 1290 nucleotides long. Its product is annotated as glycogenin-1-like. NCBI's taxonomy places the organism in Eukaryota, Metazoa, Cnidaria, Anthozoa, Scleractinia, Pocilloporidae. The record is from RefSeq and is a predicted model, not a curated record.